CUUAGGCCAGCGAGGCGUCUUGGGGGGCGGGGGACGCCCCAUCGAGGGCGGGUCUCGCGCGCCUAUUGGUUGUCUUGCCGGCACAGCGGGCGCUGAUUGGGCAACUUGGAAGGAGCCGGCACCCGACUGUGUGCCGAGGCCAUGGCGGCGCCGGACUUGCGGGCCAAGCUGGACUCGCUGCUCCUGCAGCUGCUCGGGGACCUGGAAGAACUGGAGGCGAAGCGGGCGGCGCUGAACGCCCGGGUGGAGGAGGGCUGGCUCUCGCUCUCCAAAGCUCGCUACAACAUGGGUGCCAAGUCGGUAGGGCCCCUGCAGUAUGCCUCCCGCAUGGAGCCCCAGGUCCGCGUCGGCACCAGCGAGGCCCAGGACGGACUCCAGAAGUUCUGGUUGGUGAGAGCCGGCACCCAGACUCCAGAGGAGGUGGGGCCCCGCGAGGCAGCUCUUCGCAGGCGCAAGGGCCUCACCAGGACCCCAGAGCCAGACCCCUCGCCAGCUCCCCAGGACCCUCUGAACUGGUUUGGAAUCCUGGUUCCUCACAGUCUGCGGCAGGCCCAAGCCAGCUUCCGGGAGGGUCUGCAGCUGGCUGCCGACAUGGCCAGCCUACAGAGCCGCAUCGACGAGGGUCGCAGCCAGGUCCGGGGGCUCCAGGAGAAACUUAAGCAGCUGGAGCCCAGGGCUGCCUGACCUGCCACCACAGAGGCUGUUCUUCAACGUGGCUGUCUUCUCUCAGGCCUUCUUCCUUCACAGAAUCCGCCCCCCCCCCCCCCAUAUCCCAGCUAAUCCCCUUCCUUGAAAUUUCUCUGGUCAGCAUGUUUCCAAUUUUAUUAGAUGUGAAAGUUUGAAGAGGCAAACUAAGUCAUGUUCAAAGUCACUACUGUGAAAGCACUUCUAGGCUUGUGUUGUCCUGGGACAUAUUCACGUGGGGAAGGCACAAAGCAGUUAGGUUAGUUCGUAUUACGUUGAACUGUAACCACCUCACACAUAAAUCAGCUGUGGCUUUUCAUUACACAGUGAAAUACUGCCCAGCCAGUGGCAGGGAAGGAAAAGAAGUAGGUGCUUCAGUUUCACUAGAUCCUGAAACCUGAUUGUGAUGGAGGUAAAAAACGAUACACGGCUAGCAGAUGAGGACAGAGUGAUUCCUCCUCAAUAAAAAAAAACCACAAACACCUGAGUGGAUGGGCAGCCCUUAGCAGGUUUUAAGCCAGAAAGUUAAAAAAAAAAAAAAAUCUGACCUAAAUUUUCAAGGGAACUCUAGCAAGAGACCUUUCAGGUUUUUAAAAAUCUAUCUUUAUCUUUCCAGGAGUGAGUUUUUUCAUUUGUUGAAGGGCCAGUUGUAUUUCCUGUUCUGGGAAUUCUGUGUCCUUCAUCUUCCUACUGGCUUGUUGAUUUUUUUUUUUUU
Camelus dromedarius (Arabian camel) is the source of this 1399-nucleotide messenger RNA. RefSeq names its product coiled-coil domain containing 115 (gene VMA22). NCBI's taxonomy places the organism in Eukaryota, Metazoa, Chordata, Mammalia, Artiodactyla, Camelidae. The transcript has 5 exons. Gene Ontology annotation, biological process: vacuolar proton-transporting V-type ATPase complex assembly. The record is from RefSeq and is a predicted model, not a curated record. Bases 142 to 684 code for a protein of 180 amino acids.